Molecule: messenger RNA, 1922 nt
Organism: Coregonus clupeaformis (lake whitefish)
Lineage: Eukaryota; Metazoa; Chordata; Actinopteri; Salmoniformes; Salmonidae
Exons: 9
Coding region: 252-1922 (556 amino acids)
Biological process (GO): regulation of Rho protein signal transduction
Source: RefSeq, a predicted model, not a curated record
UGGCAGCGGUGCUUUGGAAAACCCACUUCUCUAAAAGAAAGUUUGACUACGUUCUUCUUACCGAACGGAAGACUUCACAGAAUAGAUUCGCAAAGUGUCGUUUUAUUGAUCGUAAAAAAAAACAUUGCUUAUUGGAGAAAUGACUAAACCAUCAGACUUUUAGGAGAAAGGACGUUGGAAAGUGUCGCUCAACGUUGUACACAGGAAGCAAGGUCUAACUGCAGAUUGCAGACGACUCAGAUGCUCAGAACAUGGAGCUGAACAGAGGAGAAGUGCAUCUAUAUGGCCAGGUGGAGAUCCAUGCUGUGUUGCAGGUUCCAGAUCUGGACCCGGAACCAGAACAGACAGAGUUCUACGUGGUUCUAAUAGGUUCCAGGCUAUCCCAUGUUACUGUAGCUAAGAGAGCGGAGGAUGGAGAGUCUCUUUGCUUCACAGUUCCUGGUCACGACCUCCAAGAGACUGCCUCUGUCACAGUGUAUCGCCACACAGAGGGUGGAGCCAAGCCCUGUGGAGGUGGGGCCUCCCUGAAGUACGUCCGUGAUUUGCCACAGGAAGUGGCCGAGUACCUGCUAGCCAACAGCGACUGUUUGAGUCCCCAGAGCCACCUGGAGGUUCUGAGGAGGGUCUCAGCAGCUCCAGGGGAGGGGGACAGGGAGGGUAACAGGAGCGCUGGUCCAGGAGAGGAGCACUAUCUGGGGCAGACAGACCAGGAGGAGGAGGGGGGUAGAGGUGGGAGACCCAGACCUGAUCCACAGGUGGAGUGUCGUCUCAGGGAGAUGGAUGAGAGGAUAACCCAGGCCAUGGCUAACAUGGACUACCCUCCGGAGUGGAGCGGCAAGGCCAGCCAACCUAGAGAAGAUACCCUCAGUGUUGCCAGGUCCAGCUACUUAUCCAACAUCAUCAUCAACUCCAAUAAGAACUCCCAGACUCUGUUCUCCUCUGUCAACAACCUAUUCGUGCCCCUCCAGUCUGGCUUCCACCCCCUCUACAUUACUGAAACUGCACUACUCAAAGUUGUCAAUGACCUCCUCACCUCUGCUGAUGCUGGUGCCCUCAACAUCCUGAUUCUCCUCGACCAGAGUGCUGCUUUUGACACAGUGAGCCAUCAGAUCCUCCUCACCAGGCUUGAGGACUCAGCUGCAGUUAUACAGGAUGUCCCCCAGGGCUCUGUGCUGGAUCCCUUCCUCUUCAUCAUCUACAUCCUCUCACUUGGUCGGAUCCUCCGUCACUUCAACCUUGACUUCCAAUGCUAUGCCGAUGACACCCAGAUCUACCUCAACACCAAAUCCCUCCUCAACCCACCUCUGACCCACAUUGAAUCCUGCCCCUCUGCAAUAAUAACAUGGAUGCAACAUAACUUCCUCAAGCUCAACAGUGAUAAAGCUGAACUCCUCCUCAUUGGCACCAAAUCCACCCUCACCAAAGACGACACUAUUGUCUCUCCCUUCCCCCGAACGCACAACCUUGUCCGUCUGGGUUUGCUCCAUCUCUCCCGCUUCCUGAUUGGUCAGCCCAAAGGUCAGAGGGCACUGACCAUGCCCAAUGAGGAGGGGGACACGCCCCUCCAGCUGGCUCAAAGGAGAGGAGACCACUCCCUCUUUAUGGCACUCGCUACUCCCCCUGUCCCUCAGAGGUCUCCCCUUAUCGGGGUGUCGUGUAUAUGGGCAGAUAGGACCCGUGUACUGAGGGUCUGUCCUGGGUCUGGCUCCCUCUCCCUCUCCCUCACCUUCCUGGGGGGCCCUGAGAGCAGUGUUCUGGGCAACAUCCUGGUCCUCAGAGAGAAACUGACGAACCACAACAUCCUCAGACAGAUCUCAGCACUGAGAGGUGAUGUUCAGAUGGAGGACAGUUACAGAGUGGACGUCCAUACAAGUGAUGCCAGUGACGGAGGUGAGCGUGAAACACCAAACUCAGGAUUGUGA